This is a messenger RNA of Somion occarium, 736 nucleotides long. The record is from the annotation of a GenBank genome assembly. Lineage: Eukaryota; Fungi; Basidiomycota; Agaricomycetes; Polyporales; Cerrenaceae.
UCCUCACCUGCGUCUUUGCCACUCUCCACUGCUCCGACCUUUAUACAACACAGCUCACCUUUUACCGCCUACUACAACACUUGUCACGAUGAGGUCUAAGUUCAAGGAUGAGCACCCCUUCGAGAAGCGUAAGGCUGAGGCGGAACGUAUUAGACAGAAGUAUCCUGAUCGUAUUCCGGUGAUCUGCGAGAAGGCAGACAAGACGGAUAUCCCAACCAUCGACAAGAAGAAAUAUCUCGUCCCAUCGGAUCUCACCGUUGGCCAAUUCGUAUACGUGAUCCGGAAGCGAAUCAAGCUCGCACCAGAGAAGGCUAUCUUUAUAUUCGUGGACGAGGUUCUGCCACCAACAGCGCAGCUUAUGAGUGCGAUCUACGAGGAGCACAAGGAUGAAGAUGGCUUCCUCUAUGUGAGCUAUUCCGGAGAGAACACCUUUGGGAGUCGAUGAAGGGCUACGGACAUUUCAUCACGACAUCGUUCUUCCUCGGUUGUGCUGUAUUCCAUCUACAAGGGUGCCCAUAUCCAUAAUCAGGUUUUCGGUAGUUUCGGAGACGGGUUUCGCUAUUCUUCACCUCUUACUCGGCACCCUUGUGACCUUCAUACCCUCGCCUCCUUCAUCCUUUUUCCCUCUCUCUAUCUUCAAUCUGUAUUCUAUAUGUUACUGGUUCUGGCGUCUCUUUAGUACAACUCGCAAAGAGCGAUUUCAAUGGAAACGUUCAUAUCGUCACUGAAUCUCCCU